Messenger RNA from Nothoprocta perdicaria, 1312 nucleotides. RefSeq names its product complement factor H-related protein 1-like. The transcript has 6 exons. The record is from RefSeq and is a predicted model, not a curated record. Bases 31 to 975 code for a protein of 314 amino acids. Lineage: Eukaryota; Metazoa; Chordata; Aves; Tinamiformes; Tinamidae.
AAUAUAUUGUUUUUCUCUUUUUAUUUAGGAAUGAUAUGCUCUCCUCCAAGAAUUCCCAAUGGGAACUUUAGGCCUCAAGAAGUCUCAUACAUGGAAGGAGCCACAAUCACCAUAUACUGUAAUUCUGGAUAUCAUUUUAAAGUAGUAUCUGGGCAAAACACAGCUCAAUGCACUAAGGCUGGCUGGGUACCUUCUCCAGAAUGUGUUAAUGUGACAUGUGAACCCCCUCCAGAAAUUGCUGGUGGUAAAGUUCAAGGUGUUAGAAAGUCCAAGUACAUGCCUGGGGAGAGAGCUCGGUAUCAGUGCUGGCAGGGUUUUCACAUGACUGGCGAUUCCACUGUAGCCUGUGAGAACGGGACCUGGACGAAGAGGCCAAAAUGCACAGGGAAAAGUGAAAAAUGCGGCCCACCUCCAGUGAUUGAAAGUGGAGAUCUGCUUUCMUUCCCGCAGCAAGAGUACGCAUCAGGUGCAACUGUGGAGUACAAGUGCCCAAGUCUCUAUGUGUUGAAAGGAUCUCCCACUAUUACAUGUGUUGGGGGGCAGUGGACAACCCCCCCUGUUUGCUUAGUGGCGUGUACGGCAUCUGAAGAGGACAUGGACAGAAACAACAUUGAGCUGAGAGAGACCACAAAGAAAAAGCUUUAUUUAAAGUCUGGUGAUUUUGCUGAGUUUAAAUGUAAAGUUGGAUAUAAGCAGGACCCAGCAUCCUCUCCAUUCCGAGUACAGUGUGUGGAGGGGACGCUAGUCUAUCCCCACUGCAAGCCGGGAAGGACGUGUACAGUGCAUGAGAGUGAUAUGGAAAAAAACAAUAUUCAGUUAAAAUCAAGCCUGUCACAUCAUUCCACCUUUCUCUAUGGGGAAUAUAUUUAUUUUGAAUGUAGACGGUGGUGGCAUGCAAAAUCUUCAAGAGCUGAGGAAUUUAAAGUUCAGUGCUUGGAUGGAGUUUUCAAGUACCCUAGAUGCCACAGUAAGUAAAUAUAUUUGGAUAAAUGAAGUGACAUGAAAAAAACUGGCUUCAGAAGGGACAAAUGCCUCCACCAACCYAGUUAUUAGGCUUUAGUCUUACACAGGAGAUUCUAUUUUGCUGUGCUUUGCGAUGAGCGUAGGCAAUGGUCUGCAUCAGCAUUCCUAGUAUUUUCCUCUUUUUAGUAUUGGUUGAUUGCCUUUCCAUUUCCUUUAUAAACAUUUUGAGGCUGACACAUGGCCCACAUUUUCAGGGAUGUGGAACUUUCUAGAGAGAGUCUAGCGCUGAGUGACAAGGAUAAUUAAGGAGGAUCUGUCUUUACGAGGAAAGACUAAGCGAGCCUGGCCU